Messenger RNA from Striga asiatica, 2427 nucleotides. NCBI's taxonomy places the organism in Eukaryota, Viridiplantae, Streptophyta, Magnoliopsida, Lamiales, Orobanchaceae. The record is from the annotation of a GenBank genome assembly.
AUGUCGUCUCUCAGUAGAGAGCUGGUUUUCCUGAUCUUACAGUUCUUGGAUGAAGAAAAAUUCAAGGAGACAGUUCACAAGCUUGAACAAGAAUCUGGGUUCUUCUUUAACAUGAAGUAUUUUGAGGAUGAAAUUCACAAUGGGAACUGGGAUGAGGUGGAGAGGUACCUCUCUGGUUUCACUAAGGUGGACGAUAAUCGUUACUCGAUGAAGAUCUUUUUCGAAAUCAGGAAACAGAAGUAUCUUGAGGCAUUGGAUAAGCAUGAUCGGUCGAAAGCCGUCGAGAUCCUUGUGAAGGAUCUUAAAGUGUUUGCCUCGUUUAACGAGGAGCUUUUCAAGGAGAUAACUCAGCUGCUGACAUUAGAGAAUUUCAGAAAAACGAGCAACCUUCUUGAGCUGCCCUCGAUGUUUAUUAGGGAGAAUGAGCAGUUAUCAAAAUAUGGAGACACGAAAUCCGCAAGAGCUAUCAUGCUUGUCGAGCUUAAGAAGCUAAUCGAGGCUAAUCCCCUUUUUCGCGACAAGUUACAGUUUCCAAACCUCAAGAACUCAAGAUUACGAACUCUCAUCAAUCAAAGCUUAAAUUGGCAGCACCAACUUUGUAAAAAUCCAAGAUCGAACCCGGAUAUCAAAACCCUCUUCGUGGAUCACUCAUGCGGGCAGCAAAAUGGUGCGCGUGCACCAUCACCAGCGAAUAAUAAUCCCCUGCUUGGCGGGCCCAUGCCAAAGCCCGGUGGCUUUCCUCCUUUGGGUGCACAUGUGCCCUUUCAGCCUAAUCCGUCUCCUGUCCCGACACCACUUGCCGGUUGGAUGUCUAAUCCGCCCACCGGAACUCAUCCAGCUGUUUCUGGUGGGCCCAUUGGGCUCGGAGGCCCACCAAUUCCAGGUGCACUUAAGCACCCAAGAACACCACCGACAAAUGCUGUUGAAUUUUCAUCUGUUGACUCUGAACAUGCGAUCAAACGAACGAGGCAGUUGGGAAUUUCUGAUGAGGUGGUAAAUCUUCCGGUGAAUGUUCUUCCGGUGUCUUUCCCAGGGCACUCUCAUAGUCAGCCUCCUUUCAACGCGCCAGAUGACUUGCCUAAGACAGUUGCGCGUACUUUGAACCAAGGCUCGUCUCCUAUGAGCAUGGAUUUUCACCCCAUUCAGCAAACUUUACUUCUUGUUGGUACCAAUGUGGGAGAUAUUGGGUUGUGGGAAGUCGGUUCGAGAGAGAGGCUCGUCUUGAGAAAUUUCAAAGUGUGGGAUGUGAGUGCUUGCACGUUGCCUCUACAGGCCAGCCUGGCGAAAGAUCCUGGUGUCUCUGUCAAUCGUGUGAUUUGGAGCCCGGAUGGGUCUUUAUUUGGAGUUGCGUAUUCAAGGCACCUUGUGCAGAUCUAUUCGUAUCAUGGGAAUGAUGAUAUUCGCCAGCACUUGGAGAUAUCGAGAUUGAUAUAUACAAAUUCGGGUAGCGCAAUAUUAGCAUUAGCUUCAAAUGCAAUCCAUUUGCUCUGGAAAUGGCAGCGAAAUGACCGUAAUUCGAGUGGCAAGGCAACCGCAAAUGUGUCUCCUCAACUAUGGCAACCGUCAAGCGGGAUUUUGAUGACCAAUGAUGUAAUAACCGAAUCGAAUCCCGAGGAAGCUGUUUCUUGCUUUGCUCUGUCCAAGAAUGACUCGUACGUGAUGUCAGCAUCGGGGGGAAAGAUAUCUUUGUUUAACAUGAUGACUUUCAAGACAAUGACGACUUUCAUGCCACCUCCACCAGCAGCAACUUUCUUAGCUUUCCAUCCUCAAGAUAAUAAUAUUAUUGCAAUUGGGAUGGAUGAUUCGACGAUUCAAAUAUACAAUGUUCGAGUAGACGAGGUGAAAAGUAAGCUUAAAGGCCACUCGAAAAGAAUUACAGGACUUGCUUUCUCGCAUGUGUUGAACGUGCUAGUUUCAUCAGGAGCUGAUGCUCAGAUUUGUGUGUGGAAUUCUGAUGGAUGGGAAAAGCAGAGAUCGAGAUUCUUGCAGCUGCCUUCCGGAAGAUCACCUGGAGUACAAUCCGAAACUCGCGUGCAGUUUCAUCAGGACCAAAUUCAUUUCCUAGUCGUGCACGAGACCCAACUCGCCAUUUACGACACCACAAAACUAGAAUGUGUCAAACAGUGGGCCCAACGAGAAAAUGCUGCCCCUAUAUCGCAUGCCACGUUCUCGUGCGAUAGCCAGCUCGUGUAUGCCUGUUUUCUUGAUGCAACCGUGUGUGUAUUCACGGCUUCCCACCUACGGUUGAGAUGCCGCCUCUCGGAUGGCUCGGUUCACGUGUUUGAGCCCCUUGAAAACGAAGGCAAGUGGGGGGUGCCGCCACCUGUCGAGAAUGGGUCCUCAAGCAGUGUAUCAACGACUCCUAUAGGCGGUGGUGGGCCCGCCUCAGAACAAGCACAGAGUAACGCAGCAUUGAAGAAGGUCUAA